ACAAUGUCUCCUCUAGUCAUACUACUUGUGGUGUCAUUGGCUUCGCAGUGUUGGACUGCACCACAGAGGAGAAACUGGACUCCUCAGGCGAUCUUAUACCUCAAAGGAGCACAGCGACACCGUUCAGUAUUGGAGCGCACCAGCAGAGAUGAAGGGGACACUUCAUAUUUGGAGACUCCCAACCGGAGCAGUGAUGGACUGGGAUCACCUCUGACUUCUUUAAUUCUUCUGGAGCUCCUGCAGCAAGCUGUGGAAGAAGGUAAAACUCACCACCGCUCCGUCUGACCACUGUCUUAGCAGUUUCAACAUCUUUGUUUUCUUCCUCAGGUGGAGACAAUCCAGAUUACCGGGACAACCAAAAGCUGAAUCUAAACUAUUUGUGAAAGUUAUCAGAGACUGUGCUAUGUAGUUGUUGCAUUUCAUUAUAUCGAUUACAUUUUUCAUUAUGUGUUGUCGUUUGCAUUUACUUAAAAUUAAAUAUGCUGUAUAAAUGAAAUGCCUCGGCUGCAAGCUGUUGUUCCAUUGGGAUUCACAUUAGUGUCUCGCUUGUUCCUGAUGGUAGCUAGCAGUUUUCAGUGUGAACCGUGUGGGGAUUUCCUUUCACAGUUCCACUUCUCACAGGACUAUUUUUAAAAAAUGCUUCGAGCAACAACUUUGUGAUACACUCAUUCACACCACUGAGUGAUUAACACCAGGCGGGAUAAUGUUCGGUCAUACAUCAACACACUGUCCACAGGGGGGUCACUGAGAGAGUCAUGUCUGGGUCAGUCAGAGGUAAGCAGCUGAGAUUUAGAGGAGAUUAAGUUUCACUUCUGUUGAUAAAAUGACACAGGCAGGAAAAACGGAAAUGUGUGUUGUAUGUAGGGCAGCACAAGCAUUAAAGGUAAAUCCAUCCAAUAAAAUAGUGUCAUUAGAAAGGAUUUUAGAUCAAGAAAAAUAAGUACAUAGAAAAAAAAAAGACAGAUUUCAUCGAUUGACACAAAUU
This is a messenger RNA of Acanthochromis polyacanthus (spiny chromis), 985 nucleotides long. Its product is annotated as spexin prohormone 1-like. The transcript is spliced from 4 exons. The record is from RefSeq and is a predicted model, not a curated record. Gene Ontology annotation, molecular function: neuropeptide hormone activity. NCBI's taxonomy places the organism in Eukaryota, Metazoa, Chordata, Actinopteri, Pomacentridae. The coding region runs from base 4 to 285 and encodes 93 amino acids.